AUGGGCGACGGCUUGGACCAGAUAGAUGACAUGGGCGAAAUUUGCGAAAUAAUGAAGUCCUUACAAAUUCCGACAAAAGGAUUAAAGAGUUGUGAGGAAAUGAAAGCUAAACUACGAGACUUUCUAAAGGAGUCUGCCACGAAAAGGGUUAGCGAGGUUAGUAUCCUAUUUUUUUCUAUCGCAAUUGCAUAAUUAUGUGGUAAGCAAAUUGUACGAUUCUCAGCAAACUGUGAUGGAAAUUUAGUCCCUUCAAAAUUAUUGCUAACAGAGGCCGAAAAUUGGUUUUUCUUGGUCGAAGUUGUUAGUCAAGCGGCAAUCAUCUUCACGUCCUCGGUCUUUCGUCUUCCCUGUGAAACGUUAAUUUAGUCACCAAUGUCAGAAGAUAACAUUUUCCGACACCAAGAAAGUCUAGUUCUGACAAACGGUCUCCUCUUCUCAGAAUGUGUAACCUGCAAACUAUCUAUGGAACACAAUCCGCAGAUAAAUGCAGGCUGUCUUGCUUCGAGUUUUCACUGAAAAGUUUGAAUAAUACGUGGCGAGAUUUAGCCUGAAUUUCCGAGCAGUAGAUUACUCCGACUCGUUUUUACUCCCUUAGUAAACGAAUCGAAGUAAUCGUUUGAAGUUCAGGCUAGCCAAUAAAAAAGACAAAAAAAUACAUUUGCAGUGAUUUAAUGAUUAUGAUUUUCUUUGUUUCUAGCCUUACCAAGUAAUCUCUAACGCUAGUAAGUCAGAUGAAAGAAAACGCAAGAAACUCCAAGACAUUUACAAAAACACUUCAGACUUUUUGGAUAAGCUUGACCCUGGGCUGAAAAUCUCCCUCCAGGAAAGCUUUGGAGACCUCGAAACAACCAUAAGGGAAAGUAUAACAAAGUUACAACCAAGGAACGAAUAUACUGUCCUUGUCGCCGGUAAGAUCCUGAUAAAUUGCGUUAUUCAAAAUUUACCAUGAAAGCACUACAGACUACUCUUUGUCUGGUUUGCGUGCGAUGUGCAAUAAGUAUGUAUAAUCAAAUGAUGAAGAGUGAAAUUUUGUUAGGGAUUUCGAAUUAUUUCCGAGCUGUACGAAUUAUGGUGCAAUCUUCGUUUUAAUUCAGGUCCUCUCCCUUCCUCUCUUGAGAAAGAACCUGUGCCCCAGUUGUUCGAAGCCGAUUAGCACUAACCUGCAGGGGUUUAAUUUUACCGGAAAAUUUGUGAAUUUGUUCAAACUAACGAUUCACGGAGAUAUUAACUAAUAAAGCAAGUCACAAAGCAGAUUUUACUCAAAACAGUAAUGUAUGGUCCUUUCAGUCAAAGGCUUUUUAAAGGUUAAGCAAGUUAGCAAUAACUGUUGAUGCAUGAUUGUUCUUUCGAUACCGUUUUUUGAGAGGGUCGCUGUACAUCUGGUCCUAAGCGUUCCCACCCAAACCCCCCCCCCCCCCCCCCCCCCCCCCCCCCCCUAACACCUUCAGGGUUUAACUUUUAAUUUCCGCGAGGUUUUGUGAGAUACGAAUAUCUGCAGUCGAGCUUUCGUUAAACGACCAUCUAACGUGCGAAUAUUUAGUGGUCGCUUACGAGCCCUUUCGGUAAAAAACCACGGGGGAUAUCUUCCGAAAAGAGGUCCAAACACAACUCAGCAGAAAAUUCACUGCAAGCAAUUUAGUACGUUUUACUAAUUAUUCCUGUAGUUAAAGGUUGAAAAUGAAAGCUCUUCGUACAUCUGUAAGUAUUGUAGGGCAAUACCGUAUCAUGAGAGGUAAUCACAUUUGGGGGUAUGAACUGCAUUAAAAGUAUCCAAAGGAAGAUGGUCUUAGGCCCGGUUCAGACGCCGAACUUUUCAUGAGUCGAACCUAAUUCGAAUUAAGGCCGACCCAAAUUAUUUAGACCGGCUGAAUUGAUUCAGACGCCGAUCUUAGUUCCAACCGAACUAAAUUCAGAAGGAAAAAAAUUGUCAUUUCGCUCAAACUGCUUACAAAAUACGUUAUAAGAAUUUAUGCAUUAGGUUCGAUACAUGAAAAGUUCCGCGUCUGAAUCAAAGGCGUUCCAAAGUUAAUCCAAAGGCGAAAUUCCCGGCCGGGCUAGGCGGAAAGAACGGCUGAUCGAGCCGUUCUAAAUUGAAACAGACGUUCCUAACUGAUUCAGACGCCGAACUUUUCACGUACUUAAUUCAAUGUAUUAGGUUCGGGUCAUGAAAAGUACGGCGUCUGAACCGGGCCUUAUAGUCCCCCUUAAGGAAUGUUGUUAAAGAACCACAGCAAAGAGGAAGCCAUUCAGAGGCAGCAUUUUGGGGUUUUCCUGUAGGGGACUAGCCUGUGUUCUUCCACCCGGCUCCUUACCCAGUAACGUUUGCUUUCUUAAAAGAGGAAAUUAAGGUCAUGAUCACUGAUUCCUCGCUCUAUUUUUCUCCCCAAUUCACUAACUGAACGCCUGCAGGAACAGGUCUAUACCUUAACACCUUUUUUUCAGCAUCAUACUCUACAUCAUCCAAUGACUGGUAUAUAUCCGAUGAAAUGUUUGGGGAGGGACCAUUACUUUCUUUACUUGCACAAUUUAUGUCAGUGUUUACAGCCAAUGCAAACAACCUAUUUCAAAAGUUUUCAACCCCCCCCCCCUCCUCCUUGGUUAAAAAAAAGGUCUUUCCCUUAAUAGGAAAUACAACGGUUUUUUUACGUGCUCCUGAUAAAAUAAUAAAAAAUAUCUUUGUUUUGGAUUGUUUUGAUGAACAGGCGAAACGAGUGCUGACAAAAGUAGCGUUAUAAAUUUGAUCCUCGGAGAAGAAGUUCUUCCUUUCGCAGUCCUGAGUACAACUUCUACCAUCUGCGAGCUGAAAUAUGGGGAGAAAAAAAUGAUCAACGUGCAUUUCAAGGAUGACGGAACACAAAAACGUGACCCAGAAAAGUAUGAACUGAACGAAAGUCCUGAUGAAAACUACACAGCUCAGAUCAGUAGAUUUGUUAGCUCGAAAACUGAUCGAGACAACACACCGUACAAGAAGAUAGAGUUGUUUUGGCCACACCCUUUGCUUAAGGUAAUGAAAAAGUUAUGUUUUUAUAGAAAUUUGCACCAGAAAUUAUUUGACCUUGACAGAUGUACCAAACCCAGACGGGAAUAUAGCUUCAAGAGAAUGUUUGAACAAUCUAUACUUAAGUUGCAAUUAGCAGUCAUUUCAAUGAAUUGUUUCUCUCUCUAUGAAUAUUCGGUGAGGUCUUAAAUUGAACCAACGACGAAACCAACCUCGGGGCCAGUUGCCAAGUCCAAGUCUGCUAACAGGUUCAUUGAUGUUGGUCUGGUAUCUCGUAGCGAACGGCAACGGGUUCGUUGAAUGAAAUGAAUCUGACUCGUCCCCAAUCGCUGGCGAUCACUUCUUGUGGGGUAUUUGAGUUAAUUACUAAGGGAAGCGAGGUGAAAGGAGUUACUCCCUCUCUCGCUCUGCGCCAGUUCCCAUGCAUCAUCCCCCUGUCGCCCUUCUCGCUUGUCUCCAGCUCUCGCGCUUCGCGCUUCUCGCUUGUUCCGUACUCACCUCACUAAACGAGGAAACUAGCAAAGCUGGAGGAACUAAUGAACAUCCACGGAUUGUCCAUCAUUAACAUUCCCAAAAGCUGAGUUUUUUAAAGCUCAUUCCACCCAUCUUUGUAAAAGUUAACUAUCAGUUAUUAGUAAAAUCUACCACAGUUAGUUGUUGGUAAUGAUGCUCAUGUCACUGUUAUUUCAGGAGAACGUUAUGAUAGUGGACAGUCCUGGAGUGGGAGAAAGUGAAGUGAUGGACGAAUUUGUCCUCAACUACAUGUCUAACGCGUUCUGCUUUAUGUAUGUCAUCAAUACCCAUAAUGCUGGAGGGGUGCAGAAAGACAGGGUGAGAAUUAUUGAUAGUUUAUGUAUCAAUUGUAGUCAGUGAAACCGCUAACCCAUCUUUGGAAACAUUACGCGCCUUGCUCUGUUGUCUUCUUCUCGUGAACAGCCCUACUAGCUCCAUAAACUAUUAAUUGAAAGUGGCCAGUAGAAUUUGAGUGUUUGAAAAUACGUUAAUCUCUUUAUUGACUUAAGGUGGCUCCCUAGAGUAUUUACUAAUAAUCCGAGCUAUCAAGCAUACGUUACAGAAGAAAAUCUAGUUACUUUGUCUUUGCGAUUUUGUUCACGAGAUUCACCGCUAAGGUUACACAUAUAAGAAGGCUCCUUUAUCAAGUUUCAUUUUCUGGAUUAAGGCCGUUGCCAUGGAAAUACCGCAACCUUAAACGGGCAGUAAUUUUGUCAUUUUUGCCCAUUUUUCCUUAAUAUUUCUAAUUUCCCGCGGUGAAAUGUCUUUAAACUUCGCCACUUUAUAUUAACGAUAUUGCCCAACAUUUUAUAGUGGAAAAAACGUGGGGUCGUUAAGACGGUUUUGCCAAUAUUUUGAAAUUUGUAAUUUUUCUUAAUAGAAGAGUUUAGCUCUUACAGAUUUUGACAAAAAAAUGACAGUACAAAGGUACUGCGACUGGUAAGAAAUGAGGCGAUUUUCAAAAAAAUUGCCGAAGGAAACGCGAGAAAUUCACGGUUAAUUAACUGCGCUGACGUCACAGAAAUCCGAAAAACACGCGUGACUCGGGGUCGUGUGAGCAAAAUACGCGCGCGAGCUAUUGACUAUUGUAGUUAAAAUUCGAGCCGUGGUGGUCACUCUUGAGGAUGGCGAUCAUCGGAGAUGAAGACGGUGGUUGUGCAAGGAUCGCAAUAAGCCCUUCAUUUCCUAAUCUGCUGUACACUGUUUGCAUAUCUUCAAAUGUCAGCCCACUUUCGGAUACUUUUUCAACCUUGUUCUUCUUUAUGGAUAAUUUCGACGGCGAAGUUUUUCUUUAAAAGUCUGCUGUAGAAGAUGGCGCCGAUCUAUAAAUCGUACAUCAUGUCCUCAUCUACACGUACAAGACCGUAGGUUUCGACGGACAACUAUUGCUUUCUUCAAGGGUCAAUCUGUGAGUAAAAAUUAUUUCUCGUUGUGCAAAAACAUUUUCUAGUGCAUCUUGCAUGUGCGUUGAACGACGUUUGAAACAAGAAAAAAUACAAGGAUUUUGGUUCGUCGAUGGAAAGGUUCCUUCGAUUAGGAUGCAAGUUAAGUGGGAAACCUUUUUUCUUAUAAGUUUUUUAAACAAUGUAAUAGAGUCGGCAAAACAAACAAAAAAAAUUACACUCCCUGUUAUCUUGUCUUAAAGCCACUUCUAGAAUAAUUAAAUCAAAUCAAAUGCAAGAGAACUAAAGUGACCAAGGAGCUCCGCCAGGGAGGACAAUCUUCAGUGUUUGUUCGGGAAUUGGCUCGAUCUUUCAGAUCUUUCCACUGACCGUGAACCAAAGGCCAGAAACAGCAACAUUGCUUCCUUCUGAGUUCGUGUACUUACUUCUUUGUUUUCUAAGUAAAAUUUCCACCCACCAUUUACUUCGACUACUUAACGUUUGGCUACUUUUGAAGCGAAAGAAUUGAUGUCUUUGGAAAAUUUCUACUUUGUUUUUACAUACAAUUUACUCUUAUGAAGAUCGAUAGUGACUUGUAACAGGUGUAACAUUGUCUCUUGUCAUAAAUGUUUGUCCUACACUAAUCAAACUUUUUGCACAAUGAGCUUCAACAGAAAGUUAAUAAAGUUUUUUGGGUGGAAUAUUCCGAAACUGAGAGGCCAUGUUUGUUUUAAUUUUUGCGUGGACGUCGCGCGGAUUUUAAAGCUCGCGCCAUACUGUUGCUCAGGCUGCGCACGGCCAACUUACUCUAGGGAGCCACCUUAAUCUAGAGGNGUCUGCUGUAGAAGAUGGCGCCGAUCUAUAAAUCGUACAUCAUGUCCUCAUCUACACGUACAAGACCGUAGGUUUCGACGGACAACUAUUGCUUUCUUCAAGGGUCAAUCUGUGAGUAAAAAUUAUUUCUCGUUGUGCAAAAACAUUUUCUAGUGCAUCUUGCAUGUGCGUUGAACGACGUUUGAAACAAGAAAAAAUACAAGGAUUUUGGUUCGUCGAUGGAAAGGUUCCUUCGAUUAGGAUGCAAGUUAAGUGUGAAACCUUUUUUCUUAUAAGUUUUUUAAACAAUGUAAUAGAGUCGGCAAAACAAACAAAAAAAAUUACACUCCCUGUUAUCUUGUCUUAAAGCCACUUCUAGAAUAAUUAAAUCAAAUCAAAUGUAAGAGAACUAAAGUGACCAAGGAGCUCCGCCAGGGAGGACAAUCUUCAGUGUUUGUUCGGGAAUUGGCUCGAUCUUUCAGAUCUUUCCACUGACCGUGAACCAAAGGCCAGAAACAGCAACAUUGCUUCCUUCUGAGUUCGUGUACUUACUUCUUUGUUUUCUAAGUAAAGUUUCCACCCACCAUUUACUUCGACUACUUAACGUUUGGCUACUUUUGAAGCGAAAGAAUUGAUGUCUUUGGAAAAUUUCUGCUUUGUUUUUACAUACAAUUUACUCUUAUGGAGAUCGAUAGUGACUUGUAACAGGUGUAACAUUGUCUCUUGUCAUAAAUGUUUGACCUACAUUAAUCAAACUUUUUGCACAGUGAGCUUCAACAGAAAGUUAAUAAAGUUUUUUGGGUGGAAUAUUCCGAAACUGAGAGGCCAUGUUUGUUUUAAUUUUUGCGUGGACGUCGCGCGGAUUUUAAAGCUCGCGCCAUACUGUUGCUCAGGCUGCGCACGGCCAACUUACUCUAGGGAGCCACCUUAAUCUAGAGGUACUUCACUUCACAUCACAGGCGUUAAUCGAUAGAUUUAAUACUUCAACUCGAGAAAAUGCUUAAAAUGGCAGAAACAAAAAACAAAAGCCUUUGGAUAUAAUUAGCAGAAUUGAAAUUUCGCGGUCUCUGUUUGGAAUUUGCGUAAUGGACGUUACAUUGAGAAGCAACUUACACACCACCAAUAUUUUUACCGACUAUUCUGAAGGAGAAUAAAGAGAAAGGGAAAAUUAAAGGGGAGACAUCUAUCUAAAGAUACCUUAAGGGUUUUAUCAAGCGAUGGAAGACAGUAAUGUCUUCUUUGUUUUUAACAGUUAGAAAUGCUACUCCAGUGUGCUCAAGCGAAACUCACGAAGAAUGAUCUCGCCCUAUUUACCGGAUGUGCUUUGUUUGUCUGUAACAAGUGGGAUCUCAUUCAACCUAACGAGCAGGAGAAAGUGAAGGAAGUACAAGUCGAAAAACUUUUCAAGAAGCUUCCAAAUCUCGAUCGAGGAAAACAAAUGGUCUAUUUGUCGUGUACAACUGCCCAGACUUGCCAGAAGUAUGGUUACAUCACUCAGGACUUCAACAACUUAAUCGCUGGUAUCAGCCAUCUUAUUGUCUCUACCAUGCAAAACAAGCUGGAAAUGCACUUCAGGUAUCUUAACAAGGUCUAUGAGGAGAAAAGAAGUUUUCUGCUUCAAAUUUGGAGCAUUACUGACUUAAUUUACAUGCAUUUUUAACCAGUCAAUUUCGAAAAAAGGUAGGCUCAGAGUCAAAAAAGAUCAAGCGUGCGUACCGCCAUAGAUGUGUUGAUCGUGUAUAUGAAAAUCGAAUCCGUUAGCCUUAGUUGUUCACAGAUUCUAUAAAUUUCUGUCUGCGGGCGUAAAAAGGCAAUAGAUUCGUUCGCCGGGGUGUUAUGAUAUUCUGCUAUGAAAGAGAUUGUAUUAAGCUGUGAAAGGUUUGAACCCAGGAGUCAUUUAUAAGUAGAUUGAGCAUGAUCGUCCGGGUGAACUUAGGCCUGAAUAGGAUUGUUCAGUGGUCUUGUUGACAGUGAUCAUGACUGACCUUGUAGUAGUCAUCUUCAGAGUGUCACGUCGGUUGAUAGUAUUUUGAAAAUUUUGGCAAGAGAGAUUAUUGACCUGAUUGGUUAUGAUAAAGUCGCGAUGUUAUUAGUCGUCUGUCACAACAUUGAGACUUAAUAAAAAGAAGUUGUAAACUAAAAUUCGCUGAUCACCUUACUUGAACAGUGCAAACUUUUGCAAACUUGAAUUUACGGGGGAAAAAAUGCAAAAGCAUGUAUACGUUUUUCACAGGCAUGCAAAUUGACUAGUAUAUAGUAAACUCAUUUAGAAAUGAUGAUGCAUAGUUUGAUUUGUGAUGGGUAAAGUGUUUACUUAUGGCCUAUUUAUAAAAAAUACACUGAUGGAUAUGACUGUACACAUUUCUGCAUGGCAGAGAUUGUAAUUAUAAGUGUAAUUAAGCCCUUUGAAAACAGCUUCUUUUAAAAAAAAUAAGUACGUGUAUUAUAUUCGUAUAGUGAUCACGUUUUCUUCUGGUGUAAAAAAUAUUCAUUUAUUACCAGAAAAGAGCUCCGAAGAUCGUGGAAUUUAAACUCAAUUGAAAUCGUUCUUGCCUCCGAUCCGUUUCACUGACUAUCAUAUGGAAUAAACCACCCCUGGAAUGCGAAUCGACAGCGAACUAAUGAGUUUAUUUUCCUUGCCAUUAUUCAACAGAUGGCUGGAGGAAGUCCUUUCGCGUGUCUCCCAUCAAGUUAAAAUUUUUCUUAAGACCACAAAGCUGUCACAUCAAGAAACAAAGGGGAAGAUUUCAAAGGUACAGAGACGAAUGCAAGAACUACAAGAAUCUCAGCAGUGUAAAUUUGAUGAGCUUAGUAAAUAUCAGUUAGAGAUCCUAGAAGAUAUCAUUGCAAAGCUGUCAGAGUACUUCAAAUCCGAAGAGACGGUCAAGAAGUUUUGUAAAUGGUCUCCUAAUGAGGUACCUGAGGUUAAAGAAACCUGGCAGCAGACGAAGGAUGAAGUUUUAAGAUGCAUUUCAAAGAGAACCCAGCAGUUUAUUCAGAAGUGGGAGGACCAAACGCACGAAUUUGCUAGUGCUCAGGUUUCACUCGCUAAAUUUUGUUGUGAAAAGUACGAUAUCAUGGAAGGAGAAAUUCAUCAAGUGGGAGAAUACGUCUUUUUGGACGCAGACGACAUAGACGUCACGACGCAGGACGAAAAUGCAACUCAAACACGUUCUCAAGCAAAAUCACGGAAAGCGUCCAAGGGCAUUGCUCCAAUAUGGCUUAGACAAGGCUUAGCACCAGUGAUUGUGGGAUCUCCACUCAAAACACUUGGUUUGUUGAAGACUGUCAAGAAGAAGUUACAUUACAAAGGUAAACGGGAGAACUAUCAAGAAGACCCGUCUGCCUACAUGUCAAAGAGAUCAAAGAAAUGCCUUGCGAUGAUUAGUACUAAAGAUCGAUUGUUGCCCCUCAUCAACGAACAGCUGGAAGAUGCCAUUCAGUGCCUGAAACAACUCAAGGAUAAAAUGCCCAAGCUACUGGAAUGUGACAACAAGUUUUACCAAAAGCUACUUGUUGAUGACAGAAGUAAGACUGAGAUUCGCAAAAUCUACGAACCUUUGGCUAUGGAGGCAGAAUUCCUGAAGCGCGAGCUAACCGUUUUUAGUCUCACAGAAAUGAGAAAGUCGGACUUUACCAGGGAUGAGUUGAAAUGGGAUGGACAUCGCCAGUCAAUCAUAGGAAGAGGAAAUUUCUCGACGGUGUACAGAGGAAUCCUUACUCAGAGUGGAAAACCGGAAGUGAAAGUGGCCAUAAAAGAGUAUUUACAUCCACCUAGUACCAGCAACGUGUGGCAUUUUGUUGAUGAGGAAAAAGCGUUAAGGUUUGUUUUAAACAAUCACGAAAAACGAAGAUUACCACUCCGUAACCUUUAGCUAACUAAUGGUUUUUCGCAGGCGUAAUUUGGGUGGCGAUCAAUGAAGAAAAUAACCCUUUUAUAAGGCUUAUAAGGUGCUUUGUGUUCGUCAGUAAUAGUCUCUGUAAUCUCGUGCGUGAGAGUGAUUUUCCAACAACAGUAGUAGCAGCUAGAAAGUCCAGUUUAAUACUCAGACUAAAUUAAUAUACUGGUUAAGCCUUAACAAGAUAGGCUUAAGUCAACCCUCUUCAAGAGUUCAGACGUUUAUUUAUUUUCCUAUCGAGUUAUUUAUUGUGAAUUGCUUCUGACCAAGUAAAAAAAGUUCUUUUCUUAGCGCUAUUGGAAACCAGCUCGUUCUUUCCUUACAUACUAGAUUUUUGGUAAAAAACUUAAGGGAAAAAUUAAGCCAAAGAGCUUACCUACUCGGUUGAAUGAAAAACAUACUCAUACAUUGCUAGCAAUGAAAUUUAUAGGCGCAUGCUACUAAAGACUGUUCAAAAUAUAUGUGCAUAAUUCAAGUUUUUUGUGUGUGUGUUUAUGAAAUUGAACAAAAUUGUUUCACUAUCUUGGUUUACUUUUUUUAAAGGGAUUUGCAACAUCCUGGCAUCGUAAAGUGUUUUGGAACCUGCCUUUUGCACGAAGCAAAUGGCACUACAGUAACGAUUGUUUUGGAACUGUGUGUCUGCUCCCUCAGAGAACUGGUAACUUCCCAUCCGGAGAACGCCCCCGCUAGACUUCCCAGUGAACCAAUAAGGAACAAGGUUUUAAACUGGGCUCUGCAGGUCUUGGAUGCCUUGCGUUACAUUCACGGUAAAGGAUUUGUACACAGAGAUUUAAAACUGGAUAAUUUGCUGGUAAGUUAGUUAUUAUACCACAUUAAGGGUGCGUUUCUUUACUAAAAUCCAAAUCCGGAUUUUUUAGUCCAAAAACGGAUAGUUCAUUUCUUUACUAAAAUCCAAAACACGGAUUAUUGAUUCAAAUGAACCACAACGGAGGUGGAUUCUUUGGAUCAUAUCCAAAACCGGAUACGUUGGAUACAUGGUCCGAAACGUUUCCUUACUACGGAUUCGAAAAGGGUGAAUACAGCCAGCGGUAACUCGAAACAAUUUUUAUACAUACAGCAGCUGUUUGAAAACACUGCUCAUCUUUAUGGCCAUUUUUAACUCGAGGCGUGGAUUGAACCAGGGAUUAAACGUUUUAUCCGGAUGGUAAAAUCGUAAUACAAACAGGACCCGAAUUGUCGCUACUUCAUAAGGACAAUCGAGACAAAACUGCUACACGACUUCGCCGGCGCUUAUUUUACUUUUCCAGUAGAAUGAUCUCUUAUUUAAAUUCAAGACUCAUCUUCACUUGGCCCGUCUAAAGCAGUAUCCUUGAGCUAACCGUCCAGAAUGCAAAGAAAGAUGAGCAAAUCUGCAACAUUAUCAGCAGCCGUGAUAUUCUUUGUCUAGGACACCGUCGAUGGCGUGGGUCGUUUCUAUGGAGAUGGAUGAAAAUACAUGUAAUCCUUUUUUGAUAUAUGGUUUUUUUUCUUAACGAAAAAUCCUAAUGAUCGGGAUUUUUGAUCUGAUCUCGGAUUUUAGUAAAGAAACGCACCCUCUUUUAUAAGGAAGAUAAUCAUAUGAACAGGGAACAGGUAAUGGUCGAUUUUUCAUCAUUGGCUUUACACUUAUUUAACAUCUUAAAUCACGACGGAAAGGGUAUUAAACUUGGAGCAAAGAUCUCAGGACACAAACAUGACCUCAACCGUUAAGCUUGGUCUGUCUAGAACAGUUCUUUCCUUUGAAAUCACAUAUUAUAUAACAUCCGACACGUUGUAAUUAUGUUUAACUUAUUAUUUAAAGUUGACACAAGAUGGAAAAGUAAAGCUGGCAGACGUGGGAGUGGGAAAAUAUGAGGAAGAUAUCACUGGUACCAUUUGCGGCACGUCCCUUUAUUUAGCUCCUGAAGUCUUGGAUGGUCGAAUCUACAACAGUAAAGCAGACAUGUAUAGCUUUGCUUUUGUACUAUGGGAGCUGUGGUACGGCGAGAGAGUGUUUAGUGAUAUGGAAGUCAGUAGAAACCAAUCCAAGCUCCUCCAAGAUGUAAGAGAUGGACUUCGGCCUUAUCAUAUCGAUAAGACAUUGAAGCCUUCUCCAUCAUGGAUGAGAGUCAUGGAGUCCUGCUGGGAAAAAAGUCCAGGCAAAAGAAUGACAGCUAGUAAAGCUUUCGAAGUUUUAACACUGCUAGAAAACAAAGAAGAUUUACAUGCGUGUAGUGAUUCCCGCCCAACAACGCCGCCACCAUAG
Molecule: messenger RNA, 11850 nt
Organism: Porites evermanni
Lineage: Eukaryota; Metazoa; Cnidaria; Anthozoa; Scleractinia; Poritidae
Source: the annotation of a GenBank genome assembly